Molecule: messenger RNA, 7334 nt
Organism: Siniperca chuatsi (mandarin fish)
Lineage: Eukaryota; Metazoa; Chordata; Actinopteri; Centrarchiformes; Sinipercidae
Gene: cluha
Product: clustered mitochondria (cluA/CLU1) homolog a
Exons: 28
Coding region: 167-4372 (1401 amino acids)
Biological process (GO): intracellular distribution of mitochondria
Cellular component (GO): cytoplasm
Molecular function (GO): protein binding; mRNA binding
Source: RefSeq, a predicted model, not a curated record
GCCACGCUCAGUGGGAGGGGAAGUGCAACGCAAAGGCAAAGAGGUCAAGAGGAGGGGAGGAGGAAAACCACGUGUGAUCACCACCAUGUACAGCACUGUCCUUCCUCGACUCGCAUAUUCAAGCAACGCUGCUGGGGGAUUUGUGUUGCCACACUGACUGCCGACCAUGGUGAGCAAGACAGAUGACAUCCCGGCGUCAGUGCCUAACUGUAAUCCGGUUGAUCUUGCGGAUGAAGCCGGGGAUGGAGCCCACGACAGCAAAGAAACCAGCAAGACACGUCUGAAGGAUUCCUGCGGUUGUGGGCACAGUGCAGAUACAGCUAUGGUGAAUGGUGACAGGGCUCAUGGGCACACGGAGGAGGCAGAAUCAAAGCAGGAUGGGAACGGUGAGACGGACGGAGGAGAGGAUUCUAACGAACAGGAAGUGAUAGUGAUCCAGGACACAGGUUUCACCGUUAAGAUCCAGGCACCUGGAACAGAGCCAUUUGACCUGCAGGUCUCUCCCCAGGAAAUGGUACAGGAGAUCCAUCAGGUGUUGAUGGACCGCGAGGACACCUGCCAUCGCACCUGCUUCUCCCUGCAGCUGGACGGAAAUGUGCUGGACAACUUUGCUGAGCUCAAGUCCAUUGAGGGCCUGCAGGAGGGCUCGCUGCUCAAAGUGGUGGAAGAACCCUACACAGUGCGCGAGGCCCGCAUCCAUGUGCGUCACAUCAGAGACCUGCUGAAAAGUCUGGACCCCUCGGACGCCUACAAUGGAGUGGACUGCAACUCCCUCUCCUUCCUCAGUAUCUUCACUGAUGGAGACCUCGGAGAUAGUGGUAAGCGCAAGAAAAAGGGCAAUGAGCUGGAGCAGAUUGACUGCACCCCCCCAGAGCACAUCCUGCCUGGCAGCAAAGAUCGCCCCCUGGUGCCACUCCAGCCACAGAACAAGGACUGGAAGCCUAUGCAGUGCCUGAAGGUCCUGACCAUGAGCGGCUGGAACCCUCCACCUGGAAACAGGAAGAUGCACGGUGACCUCAUGUACCUGUACAUGGUGACUGUGGAGGAACGCCACGUCAGCGUCACUGCCUCUACACGCGGCUUCUACCUCAACCAAUCGACUACCUACAACUUCAACCCUAAGCCAGCCAAUCCCAGCUUCCUGAGCCAUUCUCUGGUGGAGCUGCUGAGCCAGAUCAGCCCUGCCUUCAAGAAGAACUUCACUGCCCUGCAAAAGAAACGGGUCCAGAGACACCCGUUUGAGAGGAUAGCCACACCUUUCCAGGUGUACAGCUGGACAGCUCCGCAGGUAGACCACGCAAUGGACUGUGUUCGAGCUGAGGACGCCUACACCUCCCGCCUGGGUUAUGAGGAGCACAUACCUGGACAGACCAGAGAUUGGAACGAGGAGCUGCAGACCACCAGAGAGCUGCCCCGGAAGAACCUGCCUGAACGCCUGCUGAGGGAGAGGGCCAUAUUCAAGGUCCACAGUGACUUUGCGGCAGCUGCCACUCGAGGCGCCAUGGCAGUCAUUGAUGGGAACGUAAUGGCCAUCAACCCCGGUGAGGAAACACGCAUGCAAAUGUUCAUCUGGAACAACAUCUUCUUCAGCCUGGGCUUUGAUGUGCGGGACCACUAUCGUGAGCUGGGUGGAGAUGCCGCUGCCCACGCCGCGCCCACCAAUGACUUGAAUGGAGUACGAGCUUACGGGGCAGUGGAUGUGGAGGGUCUGUACACUCUGGGGACAGUAGUGGUGGACUACAGAGGCUACCGUGUCACCGCCCAGUCCAUCAUCCCAGGUAUCCUGGAGCGUGAGCAGGAGCAGAGCGUCAUCUACGGCUCCAUUGACUUUGGAAAGACGGUUGUGUCUCACAGCAAAUACCUGGAGCUGCUGGAGAAGACCAGCAGGCCACUCAAGGUCCAGAGACACAACGUGUUGAACGAGAAAAACGAGACAGUGGAGCUGUGCUCUUCUGUCGAGUGUAAGGGCAUCAUCGGAAAUGAUGGCCGCCACUAUAUUCUGGACCUUCUUCGUACCUUCCCUCCUGACCUCAACUUCCUGCCUGUCGAUGGAGAGGAGCUGCCUCCAGAGAGUCAGCGCCAAGGCUUCCCCCGCCAGCACCGCCACCGCCUGGCUUGUCUACGCCAAGAGCUCAUCGAGGCGUUUGUUGAGCACAGAUAUCUUCUCUUCAUGAAGAUGGCAGCGUUGCAGCUCAUGCAACAGAAAGCAAACAAGGACACUAAGACUAAUACACCUGCUCUCACAGAAACCUCUGAAACAACAUCAGAAAGCAAUGCUGAUACAACCCAGACACCGACCACUGCAUCAGAUUCUCUCAGUGCAGCAGAGGUCUCCACGGACAGCACAAGCCAGACAGUCAACAUCACCUCUGUUGCCUCACAGGCAGCGACUGACAGUGAAGAAAACUCUUCAAAGCCCGCCACAAACGGGCCUCUAGACCUCGCAGCCACCCAAAAUGGGGAGUGCAAGAGCCCACUGGAGGGUAAGGAGCUUGAGGAAAGUAUUCCAGGAUUAGCUCAGGCCAAAGAGCUGGCGGAGACCUUAGUUGCCGAAGAUGGAUCAUGUAUUGAUCCCAAAAGCCGUGAGGUGGUCCUCAACGCCUGCAAAGCAGUAGGCUCCAUCAGCAACACAUCUUUUGACAUUCGCUUCAACCCCGACAUCUUCUCCCCAGGAGUGCGUUUCCCAGACGACAGCACAGAUGAUGUUCAGAAGCAGAAGCAGCUUCUCAAAGAUGCUGCUGCUUUCCUGGUGUCCUGUCAGAUCCCAUCACUGGUUAAAGACUGUUUGGACCACAGCGCUCUGCCCAUGGAUGGGGCCACACUGACCGAGGCCUUGCGCCAGAGAGGCAUCAAUGUUCGCUAUUUGGGCAAUGUUCUGGAGUUUGUGGACAAGACCCCCGCCAAAGCCCAGCUGGAGCACUUCUAUAGAAUAGGAAUCAGUGAGCUGAUCACCAGAUGUGCAAAACAUAUCUUCAAGACAUAUCUCCAGGGUGUGGAGUUGUCUGCCCUCUCUGCCGCUGUAAGCCAUUUCCUAAACUGCUUCCUGAGCUCCUUCCCUGACGCUGUCGCACACCUGCCUCCUGACGAGCUGGUGUCACGCCGCAAAAGCCGCAAACGUCGCAACAGGGUCCCCGGCGGCGGUGACAACACGGCGUGGGCCAGCCUGACGCCCAGCGAGUUAUGGAAGAACAUUGCCUCUGAGGCCCAGAGCUACUAUCACUUCACCCUACAGUGUGAAAGUGCGGACCAAGUGGUGGAGAAAUACGGCCUCCAGAAAAUCACUCUACUCAGAGAAAUUUCAGUCAAAACUGGCAUCCAGAUCCUGAUAAAGGAGUAUAACUUUGACAGCCGCCACAAGCCUGCCUUCACAGAGGAGGACAUCCUGAAUAUUUUCCCUGUUGUGAAGCAUGUGAACCCCAAAGCCUCAGAUGCCUUCCACUUCUUCCAGAGUGGACAGGCCAAAGUGCAGCAAGGUUUUCUGAAGGAGGGCUGUGAGCUGAUCAACGAGGCCCUUAACCUCUUCAACAAUGUGUACGGAGCCAUGCACGUAGAGAUCUGUGCCUGCCUGCGCCUGCUGGCACGUCUUAAUUACAUCAUGGGAGACCACCCUGAGGCUCUCAGCAACCAGCAAAAGGCUGUUCUGAUGAGUGAAAGAGUCCUCGGCAUCGAGCACCCCAACACAAUUCAAGAAUAUAUGCACUUGGCUCUGUACUGCUUUGCGAAUGGCCAGCUGUCGACCGCCCUGAAGCUGCUUUAUCGCGCCCGUUACCUCAUGUUGGUGGUUAGCGGGGAGGACCACCCCGAGAUGGCACUGCUAGACAGUAACAUCGGGCUGGUGCUGCACGGAGUGAUGGAGUAUGAUUUAUCGCUGAGGUUCCUGGAGAACGCCUUGACCAUCAACACAAAGUACCACGGACCACGGUCCCUCAAAGUGGCCCUCAGCCAUCAUUUGGUUGCGAGGGUUUACGAGAGCAAGGCCGAAUUCCGCUCUGCACUACAGCACGAGAAGGAGGGUUACACCAUUUACAAGAACCAGAUGGGUGAGGCUCAUGAGAAAACCAAGGAGAGCUCAGAGUACUUGAAGUAUCUCACCCAACAGGCUGUAGCUCUGCAGAGAACCAUGAAUGAGAUCUACAAGAACGGCUCCAACGCCAGCAUCAUGCCCCUCAAGUUCACUGCUCCCAGCAUGGCCAGUGUCCUGGAACAGCUCAACAUUAUCAAUGGCAUCAUCUUUAUACCGCUCAGCCAAAAGGAUCUGGAGAACCUGAAGGCAGAGGUGCAGAGGCGGCAGCAGCUGCAGGAGCUGGGAAAGAGUGAGGAGCCCACUGAGGACAGCCCACUGGAACUAGAGGACAAAAUUCCCAUUGAUUAAUGUCUAAAAGCCCUCAACACAGCUACUUUCUGCUAUUGGGGGGGUGGGGGGUAAGAGGCUGUGACACAACAGCCAUGUCAGUGAGCCUGUGGACCUGAGUGUCAAUCAGCAUUGAAGUAAACGGGGAGGGAUGGGUCAUGGCAGUCCAGAUAACAAACUGUAUGAACUGUAGGACAAAUGAAUACAGAGCGGGAAUUUCCUACAAGGUAGGAAGGGAGGGAGGAGAAAGUACAAACAACUUAGAAUCAAUGUAACAUGCAAUCUGAAAAAAUCCCCGGCCCAAAAACCUGGUGAUGAAGGUGUUAGCUGCUUAGAAAGAUGAUGGCAUAUGAAAGAGUGGUUGCAGCCGGGGGAGGGAGACCAAGGAUGAUCAUGACAUUAUAUACCAGAGCCUUAUCCACUGUACCAUAUUCCCCCAAUAAUGCUUCUUCUCAGCUCAAACUUCCCCCAGCACUGUUAGCCCAGGACCAGAUUUUGCCCCGCCAUUCGCUGACAAUCCUCGAAGACCCCGGGCAUGUAGCCACCCCCCACCCCCAACGGUGCUCUAAAUGACAAAGCACCUACCCUGUCCUCCAACUCAGGGGUACUUUCUACUGUGCACUAAGACCAGAAUACAGUUACUAAAUUUGAGAUUUUUCAAGUGGGGCUUCAGAAUGUAAAUUCCCUUCUUCUUAGUAGCUUCUUUGAGCCACUUUGCAGCAGUCACACAUCAUUCUUACACUUCCCCGAAGGUUAAUUAUGUAAUCUGUUUUUUCUGUUUCUCCAAGCAAGCAAACAAUACAAAGGCACAUUAGUGAGCUUUCCACCGGUUUGAUUUCAUUUGCUGGAAAAAGAAAUAUAUAUAUAUUUUUUUUUUAAUAAAAUGGAUUUUGUAAAAGUGCACAGGAGAAUUAUGAAGGUAUUUUAGGCCUGUUGAUCAUCACUUAAUUUAAGCCAUGGCUGUUUUAUAGAAAAUGUAUAGUAGUGGAAAAAGAUGUAUAAAUCACUAUCAAAUUUAGACAGGUACUUUGAUUGAUGUUAAUGGAAAAACGCAGAUUUGAAACGUCCACCUUAAGCAGUAGAUUUAUCUAUCUAUAUACUAGCUGUGUUCAAUCUUCUAUUUUUACACAUUGAAAGAAUAUGUGCAUGUGUGUUUGUAUGUGUGACAGUGUGUGUGUCUUUGUGUAGCCCAGCAGAACAUCUAUUGGCCAGGGCUGUUGCUGCUUUUGCUGCUGCGUAGUUUAAAUAGAAGCUAAGUGAACAUUGGCUUUCCAAAUGUUUUAUUUUUCUACUCAUAGCAAACCUGUUGGAUGGCUGAUGCCUCUUUUCUUAAAAACAUUCAUGGCCACCAAUGUUAUUGUAAGAAUUGGUACUGAAAUUAACCUUGUCUCACCUUGAGACAGGUGCACAACAGUGGAAGUAGUAACUGAUUUAUUGUUGCUGGGUGUUUUUUAGUAUUUUUUUUUCCUUUUUCCAUUAUUUGGUCAUCUUUUCAUAAGUGAGACAAAAAAACCAGCCAGGAGUGUCUGUUCAUUGAGCAGUGUUUAGUGCACUUUCUCGUGCUGUUGGGAUGUGCGAUCAUGUUCCAAAAGUGGACAAAAGAAGGGCUGCCUCAAUGUGAUGUACCAAAAAAGACUUAUAAAGGUUUGUUUGCGCUUGUAUACAUGCAAUGUAUCCCUCCCAUGGCAAUUUGUUACUUAAUUGUUGCCGUGUCUAAAUGUAUGUGAUUAAAGCAAUAGAGAGAUGGUGCUGGAACUGCUUGUUUUUCGGAAAUGCUGUUUUUACUUGGCACAAGACGUGUAAGAUGGACUACUUGCUGUACUGGCUGAAUUCCUGAAAAUAAGGGAGCCGUAUUAAAAAAAACAAACAAAAAAAAGGCGAGCACUUCAGACUGGGUGAAUUAGUGAUUUGCCUGAUUGUGCUCCUAAAACAUGAUGUCAAAACAUCAAUAGCAGAGCGUGGUGUGUAUCGUGCCUAUUAUUUAUGGAACCACGGUGAUAACAGGUAAUAACUUUACAAUUUAUAAAGGUGAAAUGUGCUUCUUCAUUUUGUUUUCUGGGUUUCUUAUAUCAUUUUUUUUUAAUCUAUUGACUUUUUUUUUCUUGCUCUACAGUAAUACCACCAGUGUCCAUAAGGUGGCACUCUAACAUUUCCUUCGUUGUGAAGGACAUACAAUACAUUGACCUAGAUGACCGGAGAUGUUGGAGUGCAAGUGCACACAAAAACAACACAUGCUUCAGUUGACUUAGACAAAUUAAAAUGAGGGAGAUUUCAUUUUUAGCUGUUUUUUUUUCUAGAAAGUAUUCCUCUGGGCCAAAAUUACAAAGACUGCUACCUGUUGAACAAGUUCUGAACCUGUUGAAAUCCCAGCAGCACUGAGUCUAUUGUUUGGGCAUUUUAAUAGUUUACGAUAUAGAAUAAACUCAAGAAGGAUCUAUUGUUGAACUAUUUGUCUGCAGCGAUGCUCUGUUGCUCUUUUAACAGUGCUUUUGUUUAGUUCGAGACAUCAAUCUGACGCCAGUAGAGUUCAGUGUAACAUUUCUGUUUUGAAUAGUUUAGCUGUUAAAGUGCUUGAGAUGUUAUUUCAUGUUAUUAGACGUUGGCAUCAGAAGUGGGGAAAAAACCAAGAAGACAUACAGUAUGGUGUAAUACAGCGAAGUGUAUUUCACACAUAAUUUGCAUAUAUACCAUUUUCAGUUACUUUGCAAUCUGAAUGUCUGAAAUGCAAAGCAAGUAUGGAAUAUGAAUGUUAAUUUAAUGUGUAUAUAUAAAUAUAGAUAAGAAAUAUUAAUUUCAUUUUCAGAUAUGGAAGAGUAUCUACCCCCAAAUAUUAUGCUAAUCAAUUGCAUUUAUUGUGACAUCUGAAAUGAUGAUUGUCUGAGGGUUUAGGGUUUUCUCAGCUGAUGAAAGUGUUUGAGUUCGAUUCCCCUGAUGAUUUGUGGAAUUUGUGUGUUGCUCUUUGCAAAAUAACAACCUAAUUAUA